Messenger RNA from Perca fluviatilis (European perch), 1534 nucleotides. RefSeq lists its product as uncharacterized. The record is from RefSeq and is a predicted model, not a curated record. The transcript is spliced from 2 exons. Bases 119 to 1063 code for a protein of 314 amino acids. Lineage: Eukaryota; Metazoa; Chordata; Actinopteri; Perciformes; Percidae.
UGUUCAGGGACAGCCUGUCAGACACACACAGCUACUGUUGUCCUGUAGUCUUGUUUUUGUUUUUUUUAGCAGAAACCGUUCUUAUCAAAUCUCCUUCAACUGACGAGUUAAUAUCAAGAUGGGGAACACGCAUUGCCCUCCUGAGGACGCAGCCCACCUGGCCUCUAUUGCUCGAGACAUCUGCCCUUUCCCAAACUACAACCCCAAUCCUCUUUUCUUCAACAUGCUGUCCAUCAACUCUUCACUUCACCUGAGGAACCACUACACAGCAGUGCAGUCCUCCCUGACCCCCAAGCAGCUGGAGGACUUCACCCAGGGCCUGAGGACCACUUUUGGCAGGGAGGGCAAUGUCACUCUUGGCGGGGUGGGGGUAGUGGCCCUGUCCCUGGCAGUACUGUUUGACACUCUUGCCAGACAGGUCAGGGGAGAGUGGGUGUCCGAAUCAGGGCCCAUUCCAGGUUUAUUUGUCAAAAACCUGAGAGGGUACUACCCAGCGCAUGUCUACACAGCCAGUGAGUACCUGAAGCUGGUACCCCACAUUGCAAACAACCCUACCAGGAUGAUAGAGGAGUCAGAGAGGUACCUCAAGCAGUUAGUAAUCGAUCACCAAUCUUGGUGGAACAAGUUGGUAGAAAACCACACAAUGCCGAUAACAGAUGACACCACAGUAGUCAAUGUGAUGAUGGGACAACUUUUUGCAGUCAGUUUAUCCCUUCACCUAGGCCGCAUCACAAAUUCUACGGGUAAUCUGUCGGACCACAAUGACAAACAACUCCGUAGAGAUGCUAUUAUCUGGAAUCUCAACUGUGACCUAGAGGCUGCUGACAAAGAAUUUUUGGUUAAAGUAAAAAAAUCUGACAAACGCACCCAAGAAGCUUUUGAAAGCUGCACGCCAAAGAGUGGAUAUGUACCACAGACAUGGCUGCAGUAUGUAGCCAAGCUAGUAUUGGCAGAUGUCCUGUUCCUCCCUCUCUAUACUGGAUAUACAACUGAUGAUUCAGCAAUUGCUCACAGAGAAGAUUUUGAUCUAAAGGCCGAUGCACUCGUAAAAUGGGUAGAGUAAGAGUAGUUCACUGGCCAAUUUCCCAUAAAAUAAUCCUAUAUUAGUCCCACAGCAGGGGAAUUUACAGCUAGAAAGAAAAGUAAAAGAUAAAAGAUAGUAUAGUAGUAAUAUAAAAGAAAUCAAUCAAUCAAUCAAUCAAAAUCAAGACAAGAUAUAUAAAGUGGAACAUGAAACUGUUGGAAUACAUAAAGCUAGAUUAGCCAUUGAUAAAAUGUGCAUAGUCAUAAUGCAGGGAUAACCAGGCAAUAUAUAGGACAAAAGAGUCAGAAUGUGAUCAGUCAUAUAGUUUCAAUGUUAUCUGAUGUAGUGUUCUUUUUUCCUACUUGUUAAUCUGCUUGUUAGUUUGAACUGUAAACCAUCUUGUGUUUAAACCUAUUUAUUUAUUUUUUUUAAGAUUUUUUUUGGGGCAUUUUAGGCCUUUAUUUGACAGGACAGCUGAAGACAUGAAAGGGGAGAGAGAGGGGGGAGUGA